AGGGGAUCGUGAGUUGAGUAGGCAACCAGCCCUGAGUAUUCGAUUCACCGUCGUACCGCAUGGAACGGACUGGCUCAUACGUGUGUUAAGUGACAAAGUGAAUGCUUCGUUGGAUUGAUUGUCUGGACAAAGACGAAAAAAGUGAAACGUUUGACAAAUUAAACGUCAAAAAGAGAUCGAAAAAUAAAAUGUUAAUUGAACAGAAGAAAUGUGAUAAAAGUAAUAAUUAAGAAAAAAUAAUAGUAAAAAAAAAGAAAUCUCAAGAUUGACUGAUUAUCGAUAAGUCAUUCAUUUCGGAUAAUACAUGGAAUUGAGAUAAAAACUUCUUAAAAUUCAAAUUUAUCUUUUAAAAUAUAACGAAAAAUAAAAAUGGAGGAAGCAACUACAUCUACUGUUUUAUUAGUAGCAAAGAUAGGUGCAAUGAUUGGUCUUGGUUUUGGUUCUUUGCUUUUGGGAAUGCUACCACUAAUUGUCGGACGUUACAGAAUGAAUCAUCGCAAAAAAAGACAUUGUGGAAUUUUCAGUAAUUCCAGUACUUGUACAUCAACAUCAGUUUCAAACGCUUCAUCCGCUAGUGUCAUCUCUGAAUCUGCAACGAGUUCACAAGGUUUACAAACAUCGUUGCUGCUCUGUUUUGGCGGAGGAGUUCUUCUCUUCACUACAUUCUUACAUCUAGCUCCAGAGGUCCGAAUCAGCGUAGAAAGACAUCAAACAAACAGUCAACUACCUACUCUAGGUGCGCUAAGUUUAUCGGAGCUACUAUUCUGCGCCGGAUUUUUUCUCGUCUACUUCGUUGAAGAGGCGGUACAUGCAGCAUUGACGGGAAAACCCGAGUCAUCAGAGGCAUUGCUAUAUAGAACAGUAUCUGUGCGUAGAUGUAACAAUCAAACAGGUGCAACAUCAACCACAAUUGGAUCGACCACCACGGUAUCCACUACAAUCAGAUCUACAUGGAAGGAAGAUAACAAUGAUUUAGAAGAUAGCGAAAAUAAUUUAAACAAACGGCAAAACGACCUGGAUGAAUUUUGCGAAAGCAAACAAGACAAAAUGUUACCCGCAAUUGUUUUAUCAUCUCCUAUAGGAUUGUCUUCCACAAAGCAUAAUUCACAAAACAAUGUGAAACACUUUUCUGAUGCAGAGCAUUAUCCCAGAAUGGAGCAUCAUGAACACAGUCACAUGACUAUAACAAAAAAGGCAUCAAUACAAGGAUUAUUAACAGUUCUUGCUUUAUCUUUUCACGCAAUUUUUGAAGGUUUAGCUGUAGGUCUAGAACCCUCUAUUAGUUCUGUUAUUUAUCUGGCUGCUGCAAUAGCUACUCAUAAAUUAGUGAUCUCAUUUUGUGUUGGUAUGGAACUUUAUGUUGCUGGUGCUUCUACUAAGACUACUCUUGGAUAUCUAACAAUAUUUUCUAUGGUAACACCAAUUGGUAUUGCUGUUGGAUUAGCCCUUGGUCAUUUUAAAAAUGAUAGUGAGAAUUUAGGACCUACUCCAACAAUAUUACAAGGAAUGGCCGCUGGAACAUUGCUGUACGUGGUUUUCUUUGAAGUGUUGGCACGAGAGAGAGCUAACGAGAAAAGUGGCCUUUUACAAUUAACUGCCAUAAUUAUUGGAUUCAUGCUGAUGUUGGGUUUACAAAUCGCCACUGCGCAUUCUCACUCUCAUUCACAUUCACAUGACGAUCAUGCACAUUUGCACGAUCAUAAUGCUGAGCAUCAAGAAAAUAAUCAUAAUCACGAGCUGGAUUCCCACGAACAUAUCUAUUCAAAUGAAAUGAGCGAACGAAUACUCACUGACAAAAUCUAUAAAGUGACAGAAAGUAUUGCAGAUACUGUGAGCAACGUUUUAUCUUCAACAAUAAAAAUUUCAACUGAUGUAUCUUUUCAAACUAAUAACGAAACAGUAUUGCACGAAAAUCGAAGUUAAUAUCCGUUAAUAACAUAAAUAAUAUUGAAUACAAACUAAAAUAUUUAAUAUCUCUUUCAUGGGAUAAAUGAACCUUGAAAUUUGUUUGAUUUUGCAAUGAUGCAUAUACGAUAAAAAGAAUAAAAAAGAAGUUUUGAGUGAAAAAAAACAGUAUUAUGAAACUUUGGUUUCAAUCUAAGAAAGGAAAACAAUACUCUUAUUAUACGGGUAUUAUAUGCAUAUGUUACCAAUUAUGCAAAUAUGCAGAUAUUAAAUGCUAAUAUUUGCGAAAUAUGGUAGAAA
Molecule: messenger RNA, 2205 nt
Organism: Apis florea (little honeybee)
Lineage: Eukaryota; Metazoa; Arthropoda; Insecta; Hymenoptera; Apidae
Product: zinc transporter ZIP3
Biological process (GO): zinc ion transmembrane transport
Cellular component (GO): plasma membrane
Molecular function (GO): zinc ion transmembrane transporter activity
Source: RefSeq, a predicted model, not a curated record